Molecule: messenger RNA, 2957 nt
Organism: Salvia hispanica
Lineage: Eukaryota; Viridiplantae; Streptophyta; Magnoliopsida; Lamiales; Lamiaceae
Source: RefSeq, a predicted model, not a curated record
AAAAAAAAAAUGGCAAUGAUAAGGAAAUGAGUUGAAUCGGAAAAUCAAAUCCACAGCGGCAAAGAAAAGAAGAUUUAAGACAAAAAAAGAAUCACUUCCAACUCUUGAAGAUUUUUCACACUUGCCGGUGAAGAUAAGGAAAGGAGUUGGAUGGGAAAAUCGAACGCACACACAGACAAAAGAUAAGAAGGUAUAACUACAAAAAGCUGUAACAUGUUGGAGGACAUCAUCUUAGAGGCCAUACAGAAAAUAGAACUUUUUCUGGUCGGCACUCCGACUAGUGACAUUACUGAUGACAAGGGGGUCCUGGAAGCGGCACUGAAUGAGCUGAGAACGAUGCUGGAUUUGUUGAGAGGGAAAGAAUCGGGAGAGAGAAGCAGGCUAAAUUAUUUGCUAGCUGACUACACCGAGUUUGUUCAACGUAUAAUACUCAGGGCAGUUGAUAUUGGCACAGAAUUUAAAACCCGUGACCUGUCUGUUAUACUAUACUUACUGAUGAAGACAAGAGAGCGCGUGAUGGAGUUUGGAAAUGGUGAGCCGCAAAGUGUUGGAGAAGAAUUAGGCGUGGUGGUGGGCUUGGAGAAAGACGUGCAGCAGCUCGUUGGUAGAUUAAUUCUUGACGAGAGACCGGAAAUCUUGAGUUUGUGUAUCAAAGGCAUGCUUGGUGCGGGAAAGACAACUCUCGCCAAACAAGUAUACAACCAUCCGGCUAUCGUUGAGAAAUUCAAGCACCAUGCUUGGGUAAACAUGUCUUGUGACACGAGUGUGCAUGAGGUGCUUGUGGAACUCAUACACCAGUUGGCGGAACUUGAUGCGCCCAAGGAAAUGGACAAUCCGAGUCUUCGACGAAUGCUUUGCCAAAACAUGGAUGGAAAGCCAUGUUUUAUAGUCCUCGACAACAUGCCAAAAGAAUUAUAUCAUGUUUGUAUCUUUAUGGAGGAUCAGCUAACAGUAACAGGUGGAUCUAGGUUGUUGAUCACCAGUAGGCAUCAGAUUCUUGGAGAGGUCUAUACUACGAACGAGAUUAAACCUUUGGAUUCGGAAAAGAGCUGGCAAUUGUUUUCAAAAACAUUUGAUAAAUGUACAGGUGUUGAAAACAUAUUCUCAAAUGACAUGAAGAGGAAAGGGAAAGAGAUGUUGGCAAAAUGUUGGGGUUUGCCGCUAGCUAUAAUAAAUGUUGCAAGGCAGAAAGCAAAGCAAAGACUUUCAGGGAUUGAAUGGGAAAAACUUUUUGAUUCAGUUGAUUUGAGUGAAUCAUUGAAGUUAUUGGAACCCAUGUAUGAUAACUUGGAUGAAGAACUGAAGGCAUGUUUCUUGCAUAUGUUCUUUUUUAAGGAAAAUGCAAUCAUGAGACAAGAAAAGUUGGAACACAUUUGGGCUAUAAAUGGUGUAAGCCUAGAAAGAUCUGUACCAUAUCGUAUCAGUGCAGAGGCAAGAGACAUGUCAGUAUCAUGUGUACACGAAUUAGUCACUGAAUCCAUUACUGAAAUUGUGCAUGAUUUCCGAUAUAAGGUUGAAGUAAAAAGGUGUCGCAUGAAUCCUUUACUACACAUGCUAUCCAUCAAAAUAGCAGAGGAGGAACUGGGGCUUGAGAUAUUGAGGAAUAACGCAAAUGAUCGAUUCUCUCAGAAUCCUCGUCAUCGUGUUAUCCAUUGUGGGAGAGAAAAAUUUAAUCACUUCCAGAAUCAAGGCAAAAAUCUUGUAUCUCUCAUCUUUCAUGGAGGUGGGAGAUACUUGGACGAUGCCAGCAUGUCUUAUUGGAGGAGUUUUGAACUCCUUAGUAUACUCGACAUGGAAGAUUUUGGGGUGAAAUCUGUAUCAGAAACUAUCGGCACAUUGAUUGGGUUAAGGUAUUUGGGAUUGAGAAACAACUACAUACAAGAGAUCCCACACUCGUUUGGGGGCUUGAAAAAGCUUGAGGUUUUUGAUAUAGUGCUAAACUUUAUGGUGGAGGUGCCGGAUAUUAUCAACGAAAUGGGCAGCCUUCGUCAUCUCUACAUGUCAGAUGUGAUUUGCUGUGAGCCUUUGAAUGUAGAUGCGCUACAUAAUCUCAAGACCCUAACCUACAUUUCGAUUUAUGAUUUGAUGUAUGAGGUCUCGAGGUUGGAGAAGAUGACAAGUCUCCGUAAAUUGGGCAUUGAAGAAGUUGAUGAAAACUCAGACGUAAGCAAACUCUUUGCAUCACUGGCUAGGUUGAGUAAGUAUGAAUGUCUUAUCUUGAGAGGGUUUCGUUUCAAUAUUAUGCCAUGUUUGGACGAGAUCGGUGUUCUAGAUAAACUCAUAAAACUGAGACUCGAUGGACGCCUAACUAGGCUACCGAGUGCCAUUAAAUGUCUUGGAGGUCUUACUUACUUGGUCUUAGUUAAUACUUGUCUUGAGGAAGAUCCGAUGCCCGUAUUAAAGUCUAUACGGUAUCUACAAGUUAUCAAACUGCGUAAUGCAUACACCGGUCGAAAAAUGACGAUUGGGCCGAACUACAUAGGUUGUCUCAAAGUCCUGCGCAUCAACGAGUUGUGGAAUUUGAGAGAUAUUCAGGUUGAAUAUCUUGCGUGUCUGGAAGAACUAGAAAUUAAGAAUUGUCCACUCAUUAAGACCCUUCCGGAUGAUAAUAAGUCGUUAUCGGGUUUAAAGAAGUUAAAGAUGGUAACAACCAAAGACAUUGCAACAAAGAUCAGAAAGUUGGACUUCAUCUCCAAAAUAGCAAAAGUGGAUAUUAGUCCAUAAUUUUCAGCAUCAAACGAGGCAAGCAUCACCUACUGCAGGUUUUAUCUGAAUUAUUUUUCUCAAUUUUAUUUAAUUAAUGUAAUCGAGUCGAGCAUGAAGUAUAAGCUCAAUUCUAGGUUUUCUUUGACGGUUCUUUCCUGGAAUGUAAAAAAGAGUCGAACCGCAUAUGUGUACAUAUUUAUGAUAGGGCUAUUGUAUUCCAUUAUCAAACUAUAUGCAAUUUACUUUCUUUU